Molecule: messenger RNA, 888 nt
Organism: Colius striatus (speckled mousebird)
Lineage: Eukaryota; Metazoa; Chordata; Aves; Coliiformes; Coliidae
Product: large ribosomal subunit protein uL22-like
Exons: 7
Coding region: 289-843 (184 amino acids)
Biological process (GO): cytoplasmic translation
Cellular component (GO): ribosome; cytosolic large ribosomal subunit
Molecular function (GO): structural constituent of ribosome
Source: RefSeq, a predicted model, not a curated record
AAGUUAUAGCUGUUAGGGAGCGUGACCUAUCCGUCACCAUCCUGGCCAGUGCGCCUCGAGGAGGCGAUGAGGGGGUGAGGAUUUGGUCCGCCUCGCUGGACGCCGUCGGUAUUUUUGGUCAGGGAUAGAGAUGGCGGAGCUUGGCGGAGCUUGACUGUUGUGAGGGGGAAGGUGGCACUAGGGAGAGGCCGUGGCUGCAGUGAUGACUUUCUUAGGAUACCUUUGGAUUUAAUUGUGAAAAGAAAGCUUUAUUUCUGAGCAGCUUCUUCAUUUAGUUGAGCUUCAAAAAUGGUGCGCUACUCUCUGGAUCCAGAGAACCCCACAAAAUCAUGCAAGUCACGGGGAUCCAACCUUCGAGUGCAUUUCAAGAACACUCGUGAGACCGCCCAGGCCAUCAAGGGCAUGCACAUCCGCAAGGCCACCAAGUACCUGAAGGAUGUCACCCUGAAGAAGCAAUGUGUUCCCUUCCGUCGCUACAACGGGGGAAUCGGGCGAUGUGCACAGGCCAAGCAGUGGGACUGGACUCAGGGACGGUGGCCCAAGAAAAGUGCAGAGUUCUUGCUGCACAUGCUCAAAAAUGCAGAGAGCAACGCUGAGCUCAAGGGUCUUGAUGUGGAUUCUCUGGUCAUCGAACACAUCCAAGUCAACAAGGCUCCCAAAAUGCGCAGGCGUACCUACAGAGCGCAUGGGCGGAUCAACCCCUACAUGAGUUCCCCUUGCCACAUUGAGAUGAUCCUCACUGAGAAGGAGCAAGUCGUUCCCAAGCCAGAGGAAGAAGUUGCUCAAAAAAAAAAGAUAUCCCAAAAGAAGCUGAAGAAGCAGAAGCUGAUGGCUCGGGAGUAAAUCUGACACAACGGAUGUACAGAAAUAAAAUUAAGAAGUUAAUGA